UUUUGUUAUUGUGCAGCGGCGGAGAAAAGGCAGGCAGAAGCAAAUGUGGGCGCGCACCUGUUUUAGAUGAAUUACGGUAGAGCAAGAGACUAAACUGUCCCUAAGAUCUCCCAACACAGACACAACCCGAGUAAUCCAACACUGAUUUCACAUCGAAUGAGUAGAGGACAGACGAGAUGCCAGAAACUCGAGCAAGAAUCGUCGGGACUUCUGGAAAGCUUGCGUUCUAAAUAAUAAUAAGGAAAGUAAGAAAGAAGCCGGGGGGAAACCGCGAGGAAGAAGAAAUUAAACUGCGUUUUUAACUUCCAGAAGAGCGGUGACCAUGCAGCUCGUGAGCUAGUGCACGAUUAUUGUUUCGACUUAUCACUGAGUGAUCACUUUGUGAAAGGAAACAAAUAAUAAAAAAGGGAAAGGACUAAUAAAGACGAUUGCCGCUGAAAGUAAUGAUCCUGCACCAUCUGUCCUAGAUCAAGAUUGCUUGUUUUUUUUUUAAAAUUUUACGUUGCCUUUUAUUUUUACCCUUUUUUGGAUCGCCGGGACAAUUCCUGAAACCUGGAAGUGAAAAAUCCACAUGGUCCAGGCGUAGUGUGAAAGUUGAAAUCUCCAGAAUUGCAAAACAGGUGACACGUGAUGAUGGUAGAAUCGGCAACUGAGACAAUUCGAACAACCCCCUCCAAUCAGAAUGGAGUCAGCAGCCUGAGCAGCCAACCAGACAGUGGCGGUCGAGAAGGCGGGUCCAACGGGGACGCCACUGGCGAAGUGAAUCCUGUAGACUUGCUGCACCUCCAGCAACAGCAGGCUCUUCAGGCAGCACGGCAGUUCCUCCUUCAGCAGGCAACAGGCCUGAACAGUAACGAGAAUAAGCAGACCACCGUGCAGGUCCCAGUGUCUGUGGCCAUGAUGACGCCCCAGAUGAUCACCCCUCAACAGAUGCAGCAAAUCCUGUCUCCUCCGCAGCUCCAGGCUUUGGUUCAGCAACAGCAGGCGCUGAUGUUACAACAGCUGCAAGAAUACUACAAGAAGCAACAGGAGCAGCUGCAUCUCCAGCUCCUUACACACCAGCAGCAGCAGCAGCAGCAGCAGCAGCAGCAACAAACAGGCAAACAGGCCAAAGAGCAGCAGCUGGGGAAUAAACAGCUAGCGUUCCAGCAGCAGCUGAUCCAGAUGCAGCAGCUGCAGCAACAGCACCUCCUGAACCUGCAGAGGCAAGGCCUGGUGAGCCUGCAGCCCAGCCAGGGCGCCGUGCCUAUGCAGAGCCUGCAGCAAGCCAUGUGCCCUGCAGACCUCCAGCAGCUCUGGAAAGAUGUAGCCGGCAUGCAGAACCAAGACGACAACAUGAAGCACGAAGGUCUAGACCUGACAACCAACAGUUCCAACUCUACCUCUUACUCGGCUGCCAAGGCCUCACCUCAAAUAACCCAUCACUCUUUGCCAAAUGGACAGAACUCUGUUCACACUCCAAAGAGAGAGAGAGCAAGAGUCUUUGACUGGAUCUCCUCCUUCAUGAAGGCUGAACCUGCAGACGAGUACCGAACGCCACACUUGAAAAGCGGUUACCAACAAAACACUCACUCUGCCCAUGAGGAGCACACAGGCUCUCACCCUCUCUACGGACAUGGGGAGUGCAAGUGGCCAGGCUGUGAAGCUCUGUGUGAGGACAUGGGACAGUUUAUAAAGCACCUCAACAACGAACAUGCACUAGAUGAUCGGAGUACUGCACAGUGCCGGGUUCAAAUGCAAGUGGUUCAACAGCUAGAGAUACAGUUAUCCAAGGAGAGCGAGCGUCUGCAAGCAAUGAUGACACAUCUGCAUAUGAGGCCAUCGGAGCCAAAGCCUUUCAACCAGCCCCUCAAUCUGGCAGCCAGUGCCUCUCUUUUGAAGAGAGAGGGGGACACUUUCCCAGAAGGUUUACCUCACCCCCCCACCUCUGCCACGGCCCCCAUCACCCCCCUGCGCCAGGGGCCCUCCGUCAUCAGCUCCUCCAGCCUGCACAGUGUGGGGGGGGCCAUCCGCCGGAGGAACUCUGAUAAGUUCUGCACCCCCAUCGCCUCGGGUAAGGGCCAUGGAGGCUACUGCAGUUUACAGCUCCAGUUAGCAAUGGAGCUUGCACAGAAUCAGGAAUUCUACAAAAAUGCUGAUGUCAGACCUCCCUUUACCUACGCCUCGCUCAUACGACAUGCUAUAUUGGAAGCCCCAGAUAGGCAGUUAACCCUGAAUGAAAUUUACAACUGGUUUACACGAAUGUUCGCCUAUUUCAGGAGAAACACAGCAACAUGGAAGAAUGCAGUACGCCAUAACCUGAGCCUACACAAGUGCUUUGUCCGAGUGGAGAAUGUGAAGGGGGCUGUGUGGACAGUGGAUGAAGUUGAAUACCAAAAGAGGAGACCACCAAAGAUGACCGGAAGCCCAACUUUAGUAAAGAAUAUGAUUUCAGGACUUGGCUAUGGAUCGCUUAACGCAAGCUAUCAGGCGGCCCUGGCAGAGAGCAGCCUGCCCCUUCUCAACAGCCCCACCCUGUUGAACACGUCGACUGGCAGCAGCAUGAACAUGCUCCACGUGGGUCACGAUGACGUCAGCAGCACCGUGGAGCAGAUCCACAGCAACGGCAGCAGCAGCCCGGGGCUUUCCCCCCAGCAGUACGGGCAUCAAAUUCACGUCAAGGAAGAGCCCGCUGAGUUACUAGAGGAAGACAACAGGCCUGUGUCACUCAUGGCAACAAUGAACCAGAACCUGCCGUUGCCUGGCGACGAGCGAGAUUUGGAGGAGGAGCUGCCAGCGGUGGAGGAGCUGGAGUAGAAGCGCGUAUUCUCCAGCACUGCUUUCUCUACGACUUGUAAAGUAAAAACAAAACAAACAAACAGGGUCAGGCCUCACAUCUGCUCACAAACUUUUUAGCCACAGCACUGGGGUGCUUCAGAUCACCACUCAAGGCCCAUAGGCUCACCAGAAAGUCUUUCUAUAUAGAUACAUAUAUAUAUUUCUUUUGGUUAGUUUAUCUUCUCCUCUUCUGCUCAAAUUUUGUUGUUGAAGUCCGGUGACCGAAAUCUGGAUUGGAUGCUUCCUUAACCACAAAGAAAGGUAGUGUCCCUCUUCACUGCUUCUUCGGAUCAACUGCUAUACAAUGUGAAGUGACACAUAUUGGUGCUUUAGGCAUCUUGAGAAGAAGGGGGGUGGGGAUCCACUUGGAGGUACCUCUCUUACUAUACCUUAUCAGUAUGGAUACCAGUGUUUUCUGAUUUAAUCACAUUGCUUUCUUUUCUGAAAUAUACAUUUGUUGGGGGGGUGGGGGGAGGGGGGGUGUGAAAAUUACCUCAAAAAAUGAAUCCAUUGAAUGGACCCACAGUGACUAACGGACGGCUGAUUGACUCCUGAAGACCAGUCCCCUUGAUGUUCCCCGUGUUUGAAAAACACCUAGAAAGGUACCUACCCCCUUCUCGAACACAUUGGUUCUACACCGUUGGCCAACAGGCUGCAUUAAGGAGAACUGAAGAAAAAAAAAAAUCUGUUUGGCCUCUUUUUCAGGUGUGGGUGGUGGCGGUGGUGGUGUUGGUAGUUAUUUCCAAUGUUUUUAGAUCAAGGCACAAAAUGAUAUGCAGGCAACAACAUUAUAGCAUUAAAAUUCGUUAUGAACAGACAAAAUUGGGUCCUCUGAAUUUGUUUGGGUACUCUACUCAGCUGUACCAGACAACUCCAAAUAUUUUUGUUUUUAAAUUUGGUUUGUAUUAUUAUUAUUAUUAUUUUUUUAAUUGGGGAUUCCUCAGGAAAAUCAAGGGACCAGGCCCUCCAAUCUGAGACGAGAGCUUUGUGGUCUCUGAAAAUCAAAUGAAGGUCUUGCUUUAAUGUUCUUCAGUGUCCUAUCCUCUAACGCUGUAAUCCAAGUAGCAAAUGCCAGUGACACAGUGUAGUUUUAAAUACUGUCAUUUCCACAGGGGUGACUGCACAGUAGCAGUUAUUUCUAAGGAUCAGAAACUUAAGGAUGACAUUUUACAGUUGCUACACUAGAUGUCUCAAGUUAACAAGUAUUGUUUUCAAAACACUUUUUUUAGCACAUUUUUUUUCAGCCCUUCUGUCUCCUUCUAACUUUUUUUUUUAGUAUUUAUUUAUAUUUUUUUUUGUACAAAAUAGCACUUCCCAAAGGGAUCGGAAAUAUAUUUUCAAAAUAUGGUGUUUAUGGUUCAUACUUUUUUUUUUUUUUUUUUAAAUAUAUGGCUUCACAAUACAGACGGUGAGCCUGUAUUUAAUAAAUGAACACAUGUUUAAAUAUGUUUAACAUAUACCGUAUGUUAUGAUUUAUUUUCAAAUAUUUGUAUGUAAUAUAUUGAAAAUAUAUUUUCUUUCUGUAAGGGUUAGCACAUAGAGAUAUGUAAGAUAAACUCUGUAUAGUGAGACUUGGUUUUCCAUCAGGCCAGUGUACUGUAACCGGGUACUAAAGGCACUCUGUACAGUCAUUAAACGAUCCAUCCCAAGUUCCA
This is a messenger RNA of Acipenser ruthenus (sterlet), 4472 nucleotides long. RefSeq names its product forkhead box protein P4-like. The coding region runs from base 631 to 2796 and encodes 721 amino acids. The record is from RefSeq and is a predicted model, not a curated record. Lineage: Eukaryota; Metazoa; Chordata; Actinopteri; Acipenseriformes; Acipenseridae. The transcript has 18 exons. Gene Ontology annotation, biological process: regulation of transcription by RNA polymerase II. Gene Ontology annotation, molecular function: RNA polymerase II cis-regulatory region sequence-specific DNA binding; DNA-binding transcription repressor activity, RNA polymerase II-specific. Gene Ontology annotation, cellular component: nucleus.